CCCGCCUACUACCGACUCAUCGAGGAGUGUGUGUCGCAGAUAGUGCUGCACAGGAAUGGCGUCGACCCGGACUUCCGGCACACGAAACGGUUUAAGAUAGAAGUGGAUUACGUGAUCGACCACAUCGUCGAGAGAUCCAAAGAGGAGGACCUGAAGGUCAGCUCAGAGUUGAACAAAAAGCUGGAGGAGGCGCUCACCGCCAAAGAGGAGGCGGAGGCCAAACUGCAACAGUUGCAGACACGCCUCCAACAGCUCGAGACCGACACCGCGUCUAACAAAUCGAGGCCCAACCCCGCCAUACCUCCCCCGCCUCCCAUGCCUGGAAUGGGUGGAGGCCCUCCCCCACCACCACCCCCGCCACUACCGCCAAUGUCUGGCGGACCCCCGCCGCCGCCACCACCUCCCCCACCAAUGGGUGGAGGACCGCCUCCACCACCCCCUCCGCCCGGUAUGGGUCCACCACCACCGCCACCCCCGCCCGGCAUGGGUAUGCCUCCGCCCCCACCCUUUGGUUUAGGCCUCCCAAUGCCCAAUGCGAACGCCAAUCAAAUAGAGUUCCCGUACGAUAUUAAACGCAAGAAAUACGAGCCAAAGACACCGCUUAAGAAACCCAAUUGGAAAAAGUUAACGCCAACCAAAGUCUGUGAGGACUCCAUUUGGGUGGAAGUCAAGAGUGACGACCAAUUCCUUGGCGAUGAUGUGUUCGACUCAUUGACACUCCAUUUCUCGUCGGAUCCAAAGGCAAGAAUGGCUCAGAAGGAGGUCUCGAACCCGAGUGAGAAGACACAGACCGCCAAAAAGACUAAAGAACUUAAGGUUAUAGACCACAAGACGGCACAGAAUUUAAUGAUUUUGUUGAGAUCUGUGGGAAUGUCUGCCGAAGAGCUGAAAAAUCAUAUAUUUUCGGUGAAUGAGGAGGACUUAAGCGAAACAAUUUUGCAACAAAUACUUCGAUACCUUCCGCCACAGGACCAGCUCUUAAGGCUCGAGGAGUCGCGCAAUGAUAUUGAGUCCUUACACGAAGCCGAGAGAUUCGCGCUAACCUUGGGAUCCAUUAAAGGAUUAGUAAAGAGACUGAACGCCAUAUCAUUUAAGAUGAAGUUUUGUGAAUCGGUUCAAGACAUAAAGCCGGAUGUAGUGAACGCCACCACCGCUUGCGAAGAGGUCCGGAAGUCGGCCAAGUUUUCACUGAUUGUGAAGUUGGUUCUGGCGAUCGGGAACUUCAUGAACGCUGGCUCUCGAAACGCGCAGUCAAUUGGUUUUGAGAUCAGUUUUCUGCCAAAACUGAGUUCCACUAAAGCGGCCGACAAUAAGACAACGCUUUUGCACUUUUUGGCCGAAACUGUGGAACAGAAACAUUCCGAUUGUCUCAACUUCUGGGAGGAGAUCAUUCACUGCGACAAAGCGGCCAGAGUAUCACCCGAACAAACCCAGAAGAAUUUAAGUGCAAUGCGAAAGAGUAUCAAUGAUUUAGAAUUAGAUCUCAAGAACUUUAAGCCAUUGAACAGUGAGGACAAGUUCGGAGACAUUAUGUCGAAGUUCUUGGUUGAGGCCAAAGAGAAGUUCCAACUCUUGGAGCAGAUGUUCAGUAAAAUGGAAAGACUUUUCAAAGAGAUCUCCAGAUAUUACGCGUUCGACCCCAAGAAGUAUACGAUGGAUGAGUUCUUCACUGAUAUUAAAUCAUUUAAGGAUCAGUUCAUUGAAGCGAAGAACGAGAACAUCAAGAAGAGGGAAAUGGAGGAGAAGAUGAGGCGCGCAGUGAAGGCCAAGGAGUUGGCGGAACAGGAGAAGCUCGAGAGGAAGUCGAAGCGCGUGAACCUGGAUAUCGGCAAAGACCAGGACGGGGUGAUGGACAGCCUUCUCGAGGCAUUACAGACGGGCUCCGCAUUCGCACAAACCAAACGUAAACGCCAACAAAGACCUCUUAAUCCAAAUGAUCGACGCCAACAACUCAAUAGGACCCGUUCCCGCAAUUCAUUGGAAAACACACUGCUGUCCACUACGCCUAACACUAGAAAAUUACAAUAUUAAUGAUACCGACUGUUGUCUACCGUUUGCAAAGUGAAUCACUGUUUCUGUGAUUGUAGUGUCAAUUGUUAUGUCAUAAACAUGGUGUGCCUUUCCAUUCACAUCGCAAGCCUGUGCUGAUUACCAUAAUAUUCUCAUUAAUUAUAACCUAUUUUUGAUAUAUUUGUACAAAACUUCAAUCCAAUUAUAAUACUUAGCGAGCCAUGAGUACAUUGGUGAUCAACAAAUGGAAACCCAUUGAAUCCUUGCAUAUAAUAUAGAAAUACAUUUGAAAAAAAGUUUUAUUAAUUAUUAAAUUUAUAUAUUUAUAUAAUCUAUUAAAUUAUUUUUCCACAAAUGCAUUUUAUCUAUACUUACUACCGGUAUAUAUACAGUACAGUACAC
Molecule: messenger RNA, 2412 nt
Organism: Oppiella nova
Lineage: Eukaryota; Metazoa; Arthropoda; Arachnida; Sarcoptiformes; Oppiidae
Source: the annotation of a GenBank genome assembly